AUGGGGAAACUAGAGAGGAUGUUGGAUACCUUCUGUCUUUCUUUUGGCUCAAACACCUGUUUCUGCAUGAACUCCAUCGAGUGUGAAGAUGAGUUUGAGAAAAAGCCUUUGAUUGUAAGUGCUACUAGUGGUCAUAAACUGAGAUUGAAGGAUGUGGUAGAUGGAAAGCAGACAUUGGCUUUUCAAUUGAAACCCCAGAUAGUGACAUUGAGGGUGUCCAUGCAUUGCUAUGGAUGUGCAAAAAAAGUUGAGAAACAUAUCUCAAAGUUAGAAGGUGUGAGCUCAUAUAAAGUGGAUUUGGAGACAAAAAUAGUAGUGGUUAUGGGCGAUAUUCUUCCCUCUGAAGUGUUGCAGAGUGUGUCUAAGGUGAAAAAUGCAGAGCUUUGGAAUUCUCGAGCUAGUAAGGAAUAA
Molecule: messenger RNA, 411 nt
Organism: Sphenostylis stenocarpa
Lineage: Eukaryota; Viridiplantae; Streptophyta; Magnoliopsida; Fabales; Fabaceae
Source: the annotation of a GenBank genome assembly